GUACGAGUCGGACUUCGCUACUGGAGAACGGAAUUAUGGGAUACAAUCCGUCAGCGGCGCGCUGCCGCCAUGUCUCCUGAAGAUAAGCGGCGGCUAGCUUUCACCUCAGCUGCGCUGCUCGCGGUCGCUCUGUUUCUCCUGGUCCUGAGCUACAUACCGACAUAUCUGUAUAUACUGCUGUUUUUCGUUGGUUUUUGUGGUGUUGGAUAUUAUAAAGCGGAGGAGUUCCGCCUCUUCGACAGACUGGGCCUCAAUCCCCGCCGUGGCCUGAGUGUGCCGCCGGCUCUGCUGCGCUGCUUGCCCGGCGGGUCUCUGCGGGGAGCGCCGGCGAGCGUCCGGAACAAGAACCGCGCCAACAAAGGUGAUGCGAGGAACUCGCUAGCGGCUUCUGUGGAGCGGCACUUCGUCGGGAGCUCAGUCCAGCGGAGAGAAGCGUUCAGUGACACCGCGUUCAGCCCGCGGGACUUACUCAUGGGGAGCUACCUCGCUAAGCCAGAAAGUCCCCACGGCGCGGGGAGGCCUGUCGGACCCUCCGGGCUCCAGGCGCACCCCGGGGAGCAGCUCCGGGAGAGGCUGGUCCGGCCGAACCACGGAGUCCCCACUCCGAACCGGCGGCUCUCUUUCGGAGACCCAGUAGGUACCACAGGGAGGUUUACUAUCACCCCCCAGAGACAUUACCCACUGCAGCAGACAGGGACAUCUUCAGUAGGUGUGCUGCCUCCAGCGCAGUGGGAUGGGUUCCGCAAGAAGAACGUCCUCACACAGCGCAACACUCCGACACACAGUCCGGUAACAGUGAAAAUCGCCAGACCAGACAGUGCAUCCCGGUCAACAUUUUUUGACCAGCUAAAUUCCCCUGGUGCACUAACGUCCCCUGGGUUCGGAGUUCAAGCUGACCCCUGCUCCAGAGAGACUGUGCUGAAUGUGCUCAGAGAGAGCCGUAAACGUGAUGUUGAUGAUGAAGACAAAAGCCAUGCAACUGGGCAGAAGAGCAAAAGGAGGCGUCAUGACAGCAGUGGAAGUUCACAGUCAGCAUUUGAGACGUUACUAGCAAACGGUGCACCAUCACAGCUUGUGCCAAAACCUGGCAGUUUAAAGAGAGGCAUGAAUACCUCUGUGUUGGAAGAGUCCACAAUGAAGAGGUCACGUACAUCCUCCAUAAGCUCAGUGAGUGGUGCACCUACUUCUUUUGGCGUGCCAGGAUCUGUCCGCAACCCCAUUCGCAGUUCCUACAGCUCUUCUCAAGGCUACCCACAGCGGAGAGCAGCGUCUAGCUUGAGUUUGUCUCCUCUCACAAGCCCUGCAUCAUCACGGUGUCAGACUCCUGAGAGAGCAGCUAAGAAACCCAGGGAAGAGGAUAUCACUUCCCCAAGUUCUGCUUCAUCAAUGAAGUCUGAUAAAACAGCCACGGACAUUGUUCCUGGCUCAGGAAAACGCAGCCCUGCUCCUGAGGCCACUGUUUCAACAAUAUCAGAUUCUGGAGGAAGCAGUGGCAAACGCAAGCGCAAAAUCCAGCUGGUAUCUACACGAAGGGGAGACCAGAUCUCUAUGCCCCCUCCCCCUGAGUUGGGCUACACAGUCACUGUGAAAGACCUGGACAUGGAGAAGAAAGCUGCUCUCAGCCAGAUCCAGAAAGUUCUUGAGGAACCUGAGCCAGAGAAACCUGCACCUGCCUCGGCUCCAGGCCCUGUUCCUACUCCCUCUAUCAGCCUGUUCUCCCAGGUAGCUCCAGCCUCUUCAACUGCAGCCAAUCCUGGUGUGAGUGCUCCCUCUGUGGCACCUCUCUCUGCUCCUGCAACCUCCACCACCAUCUCUGCCCCAGCUCCAACUCCCACCAUUGACCUCACUGUGGCUCCAGCCAGCACAGCCAGUCCUGCAGCAACUCUUAUUUCUGCCGCCGCUGCUGCUGCCACCACCACCACCAGCAGCACCCUAGCAGCCCCAGCCAUGAGCCAGGCUAACCCCCUACUGGAGUCCCUAAAGAACAUGAGAAACAACUCCCAGCUCCCCUCUCCCCUGGCGGCUACACCUGCAGCUCCAGCAACACCUGUGAUGGCAAAGACUCCUGCCUCGCUUGCCCAGACUGGUCCAGGAUCUGGAGUCUUGAAGUCAGAGCCUGCUCUUGCCCCUCCACAGCCCUCUGUCUCAACUUCUCUUGCGCCAGCUACCCACUCAGCAAGCUCCACACCCUCUGCCUUUGCCCAGAUCCUGGCCCAGCCACUGCACCCCACAUCUAUCACCUUUACUCCUCCAUCUGGGAGCACCCUCUUCAGCCUUAAGCCUCAGACAGCCCCUGCAUCUGCUGCACCUACACCCACAGCAUCAAUUACACCUACAGUGGCUGUAAGCAGUGCAGCUAACCCUGCACCAUCUGGGUUUAAGCCUAUUUUUGGAGCCGCAACCACUGCGCCAGCCACAGCGGCAGAAGUCAAACCCACGCAACCUGUUUUUAAACCUAUUUUUGGCAGUGCAACUGAAGGUGGUCUAAGUGCGUUUGGUCAGCCAACUACUACAACACUCUCCUCUGCACCUGCAUCUCAGAGCUCCACAUUACUUUUCGGGAGCUUGACCAACACCCAGCCGGCAGCUGCCUCAGUUGCCUCGUCCACACCCGCCACCCAGACUUCCAGCAAUUCUCUGUUUGGAAGCUGGCCCUCUGCUUCUGCUGCUCCUGCUCCAGCUCCUGCUGUAAACAGCACCUUUCAGUUUGGAGCACAGGCAGCAGCAACACCUUCCUCAGGACUUGGUGCCGCCGCCACCACCACCAGUAGCAGCGGCAGCGCUAACACAUUUCAGUUUGGUGCUGUAAAACCCACACAGACUGCUCCCGCAGCAGCUACUCAGAGCACAUUCAUGUUUGGUCAGACUCCUGCUGCCCAAAACUCCACCACAACCACAUUUGGAGGGUUUGGCCUGACUAACAACACAGCCACAACAACAGCCAGUGCCCCUACGACCCAGGCCACUUUUGGUAGCUCCACGUUCAGCACAUCCACAUCCUUCCCCAACGCAACCACUCAGGCACCUGCUGCAGCAAAGCCUUUCACGUUCGGUGCUGGGAGUGGAGCAAGUGCGGCAGCAGCCCCAUUCCCAUUUGGAGCACCUGCUAGCACAGCAGCCCCUUCCUUUGGGCCUCAGAGUCAAACUACAUUUGGCAGCACCACGGCAGCACCUACUUUUGGGACUCAGAGUCAGCCUACGUUUGGCGGCACCACAGCAGCUCCUAGUUUCGGGACUCAGAGUCAGCCUACAUUUGGCAGCACCACAGCAGCUCCUAGUUUCGGGACUACAACUCAACCUACGUUUGGCAACGCCUCAUCUGGCUUCUCUUUUGCAAACACCACCACCCCAUCAGUGGCUCCAGCCUUUGGGGCCACCACACAGACUGCUGCCCCUGUUCCAGCUCCUACCUUUACAUUCGGAGCAGCCUCAGCCACCCCACAGAACAAUGCCCAAAGUGCUCCUGCCCCAGCAGCUUCUGGAGGGUUCAAUUUUACCGCGUCGCUGUCCGGAGCACAGUUUGCAACACCUGCGCCCGCAGCUCAGACUCAAGGUUUCCCAUUCGGGAAUAACAAUGCGGAUAACAAGCUCACUUUUGGAACAUCCACCCCUGCAUUUGGCAAUUCAAGCACGCCUAUCCCAUUCGGCAGUCCGGGCACUCCUGUACCGGGAUUUACUGCCUCGCCUUUUAACACUCCCUCUGCCACCUUCUCGAUUGGUGCGGGCUCCAAGCCCAGUGGGUCACGGCAGAGGCUGCAGGCACGUAGGCAGCACGUGAGGAAGAAGUAACACUGACCAGAGGUCUGUCAUUCAACCUCAUAAUGUUCAUUAGGCCAAAUGCAACGCUCCUCACGACUAUCCCAGCUGCUGCUGCUGCUACGACCACCAUUGCUGCCGCCAACGAGACGUUAUCAGGCUUUCCACAGGACACAUCUGACCAAACUCAACUGUAGAGUGCUGUAGUCAGUUAGGGCUGGUCAGAUGUUAAAAGAGAACAACUGGCGAUCCUAUUCCUGGACCAGAGCAGGAGAGAUUGAACUACCCAGAUCUUCCUGUGUGGAGUCAGACAAAUAAGUGACGUGAGGCGAGUUUGGACAAACGUUAAACGUACUUGACAAAUUAAAAACCUAGACGUAAGCGUGAAUGUGACGUCCAGGCCAAAAGAAACUGAAUCUGGUUUUGACUCACAUUUUUGUUUGUUUUCAGGGUUUUUGUGUUAGUUUGGGUUUUUUGUUUUAAAAAAGCUAGCUGGCCAUUUAACCUACAUUUUAUGUGAUCAGAUCCAUGUUACAUUAAACGCAGUGAAUCCUAUUUUUUAACUUCUGCUAUAAGUAAUCCAACUUUCAGCAGUGCAACAGUACUUUUUAUGUUUUUGAUCUUUGACUGAAAUGCUUGUUUGGGUUGUCUAUGUUGAACUUCUACAUGACGUUCUCGAAGGUAACCAACCUGCUGUUUAUGUUGGAACGACUGAAAGAUGUUCUUCUUUACCUGAAUGCACUGAGUUGCAAAAUAAAGUUUUCAUUGCUUUAUCUGACAAAUCCCUUUAAACAAAAAAAAAACAACUGAUUGGAUUACUUAUGUUAUGCAGGGUAGAUCCUGCUUGUGCUCACUUGUCAUGUACAUUAAAAUUGAUAUGUUUAAACCAAAGCAGAUGAUUUAGUGAAAAAAAAAAACCCUCUUUGUUUAUUGGCCAUUUGACUACCUCUCCUGUUUUGAGCACCUAAUUCCAGUAAAUGUUACAUACCUCUCCAUUAAAUCAAGCUUUGAUUUGGGCUUAAAGAUCCUGUGCUGUGUGAUUGGAGGUUUUUAAUUGUUUAGAAUUAAAUUAAUUGUGUAAAAUUUAUAUUCUGAAAGCAUUGAUAGAUCAAGCCUUAUUUGGGGUAAAAAUGUCUUUCUUUGGACGUUAUUAUUAUUAUUUUUUUUUAAAGCUUCUUCUUCCUUUACGUUCAGUUCUAAUACCUUACUUAUAGUUCAGCUGUGGCCACAAUAAACCUGAUGGGCUGUUUUAGGAGCACAGGUUGAUUACAAUCUCUGAUCUGUUUUAUCUGUUCACUUCAUUAUUUCACAAUCAUGUCUGGAUCAGGCAUAAUUCACUCAAAGCAUUUCCUAAGGUGAUCUGAGACUCACUUAAGCCCUGCUAUUGCAGAGUAGAUGCAUUCAUCUCUAAAAGCUGCAUUCAGCAACUAAAACUCCUCCCAGUAUAUACAACUAAAACACCUGUAAUGGGCUGGUUGCUGUUAAGUAAGAUCAGGGGUUAACAGUGUCUUUAUUCUGGCAAUGCCAUAAUAUUUAUUGUGGCUGGCCAUGGGCUACAGGUUCAGGGAAUCUGACAAAAAAGGAAGCAUAAUUCAGCUGUUAUUUAAAUCAACAAGUGGUGAUCUGUUAAGAGUAUUGCUUUGAGCUCACUGUGGCUUUAGAAAGCCUUCUCCUGCUUUUUCAACUAGUAUGGCCUUUAGAUGCAGGUUCAACUCAGCACACUAGUUCAUUGCAUCCCUUUUGUUUUCUCAUUUUUAUUGUUUUAUUUCUUGUGUGUGCCUUAGUGCAUCUGAAUGCAGAUUGUGUGCUGUGAAUGAUGUCAGAUCUGUUUAAUCUGUAAUGGGUGUACUUGAAAGUUAAACAAAAAAGGCUCAAAUAGAAGAUAAUUGACAACAAGCAAUAUGAGGGCCUGUUUGCCAGACCAUGAGUAAGCCUAAGCCUAGACUACAUGGUAAUUCAUCAUGAGCAUUGCAGCAUUGCAAUUUAUUCUAAGAGGAGAUCAACUUGUAUUCCAUGUAGGGGGAAUCUUGCCCAUAUAAUAUUCACUUCUGUUUGACUACUUCUGUUUGGCUAAAUACUGAUCUCAGGGGUUCGGUCCAUUUUAAUAAUGGUCUCUGAAUUUCUUCAGAGCUUGACUGAGUGAGUGACAGCAAAAAUUUUAUAACCACGUGGUUUGGAAGGUGUAUGAAAAUGGUAGACAUGAUGCCAAAAGUGCUACAGAAAUUAAGUAUAUGAAACCACAAGGAGGGCUGCUUUCUCUAUUUAUUAAUGACAUACAUUUUCUAAUUUCAGUUAAAUUCAUGAGAAAUGUUUUAUUUGAAAUCCAAAUUUGAGAGCAGUAUUUUGCUUUAGACUUUAUUUUGCAUGCACUCUCUAUUUAAGACUUAGCUAUGUACCUAUGUAUGCUGAAAUAUUAUGUUCUGCUAAUGUUAUGGUAUUCAAUACUACUGUCAUUCAUUCCUUCAGGAUGGUCAAAGUUCAGAGAGCUGAAUUGAUGUGAGCAGUCUUGAGUUGGCCACCUGAGCCCCUUACAAAAAUAGUCCCACAGUCUUAUCCAAGAUACAACUCUCAGGUGUAUUUUCAGUGUUUUAGUUUAGUUCCUUUGUUUUAUAUUCAGCUAAACCCAUUUAGAUUUUGCUUUUCCUCACAGAGCACAUUUUAGGAUGCACAGAAUUGGAAGCACAAAACCCCCACCCCAUACAUUUCAUCUUACCUAGGUAAAAUCCCACGUUAACUUACUGUACCCAUUGUGUUGUCCCAUGAGUGUGGUCCCCUUAGUGUGGUAUUUUUUUUUUGUGUGAGUCUUAACUUGCUGCAGUUUGUAAAUAAGAUAAGUGAAGUUUCUGUGUGAUUGGUAUAGCAGCAGGGGACCAGGCUUUUCAUUGUUAUGGAGCCCUACCAAAUAAACUGAACGUAUUGGACACAUAGACUGUUGAAUAAAUAUGAUGUAUGUUGAGAGCUGGAUUUCUCAAGCUGUGAGUGUCUGGGAGCUGUUUUGUGCAUUAUGAUUGUUUUUUUUUUCUGGAUGUUUUGCUGUAAGUGUUUUCUGAUGGCAAGUUUGCUGGAGUGUGUAUUAAGACUGUUUUUAUGAAAGAGUACGAGUGUGUAUGGCCGGAGCAGCGUAUUAGAAUAAACCCUGUGUCUGCUCAGUG
This is a messenger RNA of Astyanax mexicanus (Mexican tetra), 6908 nucleotides long. RefSeq names its product POM121 transmembrane nucleoporin (gene pom121). Gene Ontology annotation, molecular function: structural constituent of nuclear pore. The record is from RefSeq and is a predicted model, not a curated record. The transcript is spliced from 13 exons. Gene Ontology annotation, cellular component: nuclear pore. Gene Ontology annotation, biological process: RNA export from nucleus; protein import into nucleus. The coding region runs from base 70 to 3789 and encodes 1239 amino acids. Lineage: Eukaryota; Metazoa; Chordata; Actinopteri; Characiformes; Acestrorhamphidae.